Messenger RNA from Phyllopteryx taeniolatus (common seadragon), 2213 nucleotides. It is a transcript of the gene optn, whose product is annotated as optineurin. Bases 165 to 1775 code for a protein of 536 amino acids. Gene Ontology annotation, cellular component: nucleus; cytoplasm; Golgi apparatus. Gene Ontology annotation, molecular function: K63-linked polyubiquitin modification-dependent protein binding. The record is from RefSeq and is a predicted model, not a curated record. Lineage: Eukaryota; Metazoa; Chordata; Actinopteri; Syngnathiformes; Syngnathidae. Gene Ontology annotation, biological process: regulation of canonical NF-kappaB signal transduction; protein localization to Golgi apparatus; Golgi ribbon formation. The transcript is spliced from 13 exons.
GCAAACCAGAAGUUGUUUGCGUUCAGUAAUGGAAACUUGCCUGUAACCCGAAGCAAGAACCAGACAUUGCAAGGUUCAUCAACAAUCCAAUUCCUCAUCCAAACUCAAGUAUUGUUGUUCGGAACCAACUUCCAAUCCUGCGUUCGAGAUCCAACUGGAGCAUCAUGGCGUCCGGAGGACCCAUCAUGAACGGGGACAUCUCUCGCUCUCCCAGCUCAGUGGCCAUGCUUGACGAGACCCUGGUCCAGAUGAACAUCCUCAUCCAGGAGAACCGCAAUCUGAAAGAGACUCUGCGUAAGGCCAACCUGAUGAUGAAAGAACGUUUCGAGGGUCUGUCCUCGUGGCGCGAGAAGCAGCAGGGGAAGCGGGACUUGCUGGAGACGAGGCUUGAGAAGGCCCAGGUUCAGUUGGAGGCCCUGUCAGUUGAAAACCAGGAGAUGAGCAAGAAACUGGCGGAGUCAUCGAUGUCGUCCAGCGCUUUGGACGUCUUGCCAGUAGAAGCCGCCGUUCACAGAGCCGAGGUGAACACCUUGCACGCCCUGGUGAGCCGGCUGCAGGCGGAGAAGAACGACCUGGUGGCUCUCAACUCUGAACUGCAGCUGAAGACAGACCAGAACUCCCGCGAGGACUCCUUCGUCGAGGUCAUCACUGUGUCGGACAACGGCGUCCUCAGCAUGAAGGGUGGCGGUGAGAGUGGCAAACGUCCCGACGCGAGCAUGACAGCAUCCCAUCUGGACAGCGAGGAGGUGACCGUCAGCCACCUGCUGCAGUCCCUCAGGAACGAGACCCAGCGAGCCGAGCGGCUGCAGGCCGAGCUGCAGGCCACCGUUGACAAGAUUAGAACGAUGGAGGAGAGGAGGAAUCAUCAUGUUACCGUGACAACACAGACCUCGAUGACAGCAAACACCAGAAACGAUUCUGAGAAGGACCAGGUUGCAUCCGAGUUCAUCACAUCUCAGAUGAGGAUGCUGUUUAAAGAGCUCCAGCAGGCCCAGAGCAAACUGGAUGAUGCAGAAAGAAUGAAGAAGAACCUGCAGGACCGAUGUCGCGAAGUGGAGAACGACGUGGCCGCUCUGAAGGCCCAGCUGGCGGACCAACAGGCGGUCAAAACGGAGAACGAACAGCUGAAGCUGCGACUAGAGAGCAUGCACGCGCAGAGUUUAAUCGUGCAGAAGAAGGCCGGGGAAGAGAGGAGCAACCUAGCCCAGCUGAAGGACGCCUACACUAAGCUGUUUGAAGACUACAAUGAGCUCAAGGAGGAGGAGGAAAGGAGAGAGGUAAUGUGUGCUCAGCUGGUGAACAAGGAGGUGGUGGACGAUCUUCAAAGUCAACUGAACGCCGCCGAGAAUGCCCUGGCUGCCAAGCAGGAGCGCAUCGACAGCUUGAAGCAGGAGAUGUUCAUGAAGGAGAAGGAGCUGGAGACCAUCUCUGUCUUGCAGGCACAGGCCGAAGUCUACUCGUCUGAUUUCUACGCAGAGCGGGCGGCGAGGGAGAAACUGCACGAGGAGCGGGAGCGUCUGGCUAUUCAGCUGGAGUACGUGAAGAAGCGAAACAACCAUCUGCAGGAGGAGAUGGACUCGAUGAGCCGGCAGAAUUUAAGUCAGAUGCAAAGGAGACAUUUGGGAAAUUCAAACGCACCAGGUGGAACUUUAGUGGCAAGAGGUACUGACUGGCAGCAUCAAGGAAGUAUUCCUGAACACGUCUGUCCAAAGUGUAACGAAAUACUACCAGACCUGGACUCCUUGCAGAUCCACAUCAUGGACUGCAUCAACUAGCCCCUCAUCAGUCACUAUUAAUUUGAUUUGUCUCAUUUGCACUUUAAUCUGAGUCUUCCUCUGGUUGCAACCUACUGUCUCCUGCGACGAGAUGAAAAUGAUUCAACUUGUUGCUCCUUGUUAGUUUAUAUGCAAGAUUGAGAAUAGUUUAUCUUUUUUACGUUUUAUGUUUUGCACAGUAUCGACUUCGUUUGGGUGAGUCGAGGCAAGCCGAUUGUCGAAGUUAAGAGACUUUGAAGCUGUAACUUGGGGGUAUUACCGGGUAUUUUUUUCCAGAAUCGUGUCAUCUGGCGAAUAUAUGUAUGAUAUUACCGGCAGAUAGAUUUUAUUUUAGAAAGAUCAUACCUUGACGACUUGUUUAUCUGCCACACUACUCUUACGGAAUGUAAGCUGACUGCAUUGUUCUGAAAAUGCAAAUAAAUAAAUGUAAUCAGGUCA